This is a messenger RNA of Drosophila subobscura, 4285 nucleotides long. It is a transcript of the gene Ehbp1, whose product is annotated as EH domain-binding protein 1. The record is from RefSeq and is a predicted model, not a curated record. The transcript is spliced from 12 exons. The coding region runs from base 532 to 3984 and encodes 1150 amino acids. Lineage: Eukaryota; Metazoa; Arthropoda; Insecta; Diptera; Drosophilidae. Gene Ontology annotation, molecular function: protein binding.
UGCGUGCGUGUGUGUGUGUGUGCGUGUGUAUUUUUUGAGUAUUUUGCAGACAACAAAGCGAGAAUCGAAGUCCUUAGAAGAAUAAAAGAAAAAGUGCUCGGAAAUAAUAGAUGAAAGAAAUGCAUUAAUGGCGUCUCGGUCUAGUGUCGCAGGCAACAUUAUAAGCAAAAAUCUCUCAAGUAUCUCGUACCCCUAGGCCGCUGAGUGCAAUCUGGAUUGUGUCUUGAAGUGCCCUCUCUUUGUGUGAGCGACCCAGAAAUAUAAUCCAGAUUAUCCAUAGCCUAGUGCCAGGCGUUUGAAGCACAUACUAAUCAAUUAUUGCCCCCCUCCCUUCACCUCCCUUGUGCUUCUAAGGUCGACUGCAGCAGCAGCAGCUGAUUUAUGACAGGACGACAAAAUGAACUAAGAGUCUUGAGUCGUCAGCCACAACAAGAAUCGCAGCGGAGAUAACUGUUAUACAGAAGCUCCCAUCCCCCCUCCACUCAACAUCCCCACAAAACGGUCGUAGGGUUCACCCCCUCAAGUGUCAUUAUGGGCAGCGUCUGGAAGCGUUUACAGCGCAAUUUCAAGCGAGCGGCCAAGUUCCAGUUCACCGCAUCCUACCACGACCUGCAUCUAGAGACCACCGCUAAAUGGCGGCCAUCGAAUCUGUCCAUUGUGUGGACAAGAAGAUCGAGACGUGUGGCCAGUGCACCAUUACCAUGGGAGCCGGAUAUGAUGAAUCCACUGCUGGGCAAUAUAUCCUGGCCGGUGCCGGACAAUCACACCAUAUCCGUCACCCUGUUCAAGGAUCCCCGCACACACGAGCUAGAGGAUAAGGAUUGGACCUUUGUCAUCGAAGAUGUAACGCCCAUGGGGAAGAAGCGUGUGCUGGCCAGCGCUAGUAUUAAUAUGCGACGAUAUGCUAGCAUCGAAUCUACUCAGCAGAGCUUUACAUUGAGUCUGAAGCCAGUCUCGAAGAAGAUAACCGCAGCCAGCCUGGAACUAACCAUCAGCUGUGUCUUCCUACGAGAGGGCAAGGCAACAGAUGAGGACAUGCAGAGCGUUGUCUCAAUGAUGUCGGUGAACAACAACUGUGAUGUGGCGCCGCUCGACGAUCUGGAGGAUAUACCGGAUCUCGAGAACUUCAGCGAAAUCACGGACAACCUGUAUGACUUUACGCAUCAACUGGAACAGAUGACAACGAGCCUCAAUGGCUGCAUAGAUGUGGCCACGCCGCUAAGUGUACCUUCGUUAUCUGAAGAUCCCACACCAUUGGCCGAGUCCUUUAAUCAAUUGCAUUUUGAACUAGAAGCCGAUGGCGAACGGGAAGCUUCGCAUACGCUUGAAUUGCCAGCUACUUCUGCUGCUGCGGCGGCGGCUGCUGCUGCCGAAGAAGGCUUCAAAACACCCAACGGACUGCAGCCAGUGGUGGAGAGUACACCCACCAGGGGCACAGGUGAAAUGGCACAGCAGAAGACACCCGCUGGCUCACUGGGAUACAAUCACAGCGAGGGCUUCGCCAAGGUGGUCACAUCCACGCCGCUGGAACCAAAGGCAGCCACUGCCAAGGAGCCAGCGAAAGCAAAGAAGGGAAAGGCUUUAAAUUUCGACGCAAAGGAGGACUCUCGGCCAGCUAUUGUCCUGCCAGCUGAGCCCAAAAAGGAGGACACGCCGAAGAGCACGGCCACGGAGACUGCACCGCCGGAGCCCACUAGGGGCAGCAGGGAGCCAGCAGCCUCGUCCAAUGCAAAGCGUGCCGAGCUUCAGCCGCUGAAUCUGAAGAAGAGCUACGAGCCAGUGGCGCCUGCUCCCGCACCUACGCUCCUCAAUGAUUCCAGCAAAUCGCAAAUGAGCAGCCUCAAGCCUGUGGAGAAGAUUGUGCUAAAGGAGAACACACCCGGCCAGGAUCUGCUCGAGUGGUGCAAAGAAGUUACCAAAGACUAUCCAAAUGUGAAGGUUACAAACCUAACCACCAGCUGGCGCAACGGCAUGGCCUUCUGUGCCAUCAUUCAUCAUUUUGUACCAGAUUUAAUCGACAUGUCAAAGCUGAGUGCACACGAGGUGGUGGGCAACUGUCGCAUUGCCUUCGACGCGGCCGAGUCGCUGGGCAUACCCCGUGUCAUUGAGCCGCGUGACAUGAAUCUGCUGACAGUGCCGGAUAAGCUGGCCGUCAUGACAUAUCUGCACCAGUUGCGUGCGCACUUUACCGGCAAGCAGCUGCAAAUCGAACAAAUCGGCACAACCUCGGACGAGUCGAGCUACGUUAUUGGCAAUUACAAGUCGGACAACUUGUCGCAGAACCUCAACUUUUCGCACCUAAAGACGCAGCUGCUGCAUCAGAACUCCUUCGACGAUGAGAUCCAGCAAAUGUCACCGCAAACCAAAAAGGAUGUGAAGAACCUCAUUCUGUACAACUCAAAGAAUAUUCUGGGCAAAGUGCUGUCCCCCACGAAGGACAAGAACUCGAUUAAUGCCACGCAGCAUCAGUCAGGUGUGACGCCAGCCCAGCCGCUGUUUGUGGAGGAAGGCGAGGAAAGUUCUACGCAAUUAGGGGGCAAGGAGAAUGCAGCCCUCUCGGUGCUGGAUGCACAUGCGGCGAAUGAGCAGCGACAGCAGCGGUUGCGGGAGCAGGCACGUCGCCUCAUACUGGAGACGCGCACCAAAACUGGCGGCUCCAUGGACAGUCCCACCAGCCCCACGAAGCCGAAACGCUUCAAUUUUUCACCCGAGCGCACCAUUUCGCCCAUUCAGAACGGCUCCGAGGAGUUUUACUUUGAGAAUCUGAAGAAGUUGGACGAGACGGAGCCGGGCAGUGGGGGAAACAAGAUCAGUCCUAGUCAUAGAUUAAGCAACGUCAACGGCAGUCCGCUGCAAUCGUUCAAUGCAAUUGUGGAGCGCAUCUCACCAAAGCACGAGAAGAGGGGCGAAAAGCUGUCCUACAUCGAGUCCGAGCUGGAGGCACUGGAGCGGGAGCAGGAGGCUAUCGAUCAGAAGGCCAGCAGUCUGGAGGCUAAGCUGCGCGCAGUGAUGGGCGGCAAUCCAAGUAAUAAUCGAACCAAUCGGAACGGCAAUCCGUUCCUUAGGCUAAUCCGAAAUAGUAUUGGUGGUGGUGACGUGAUACGCAUUAAGCUGCUCGACUCCGACGACGAGAGCUUGUUCGGGACGGGUUUGGGUACGGGUGCGGGUGCGGGUGCGGGUACGGGUACGACUGGUACAACCAGCGAAGACGAUGUAACCACCAGCGAUAGCGCCUGCCAAUCGGACGAUGAGGUGCAGGCACAGACACGGCUGCGUAUGCGUCCACGACCUCGUCCCCGCUCCCAUUCGUGUUUUGUAAAUGUGAAUAAAGACAAUCAUCCAUCGAUAAGCCACACAAACCAUGAAAGCCAUCAAGAGCAUCAAUUGCGGCCGCGCCCGCAUCAUGUGCAUCAUGUUGUGCCCUACAGUCACCUGCUAAGCAGUUCCGCCUCGGGCAUGUCCUCCCAGCAGUCCUCCUAUGACAGCGAUGAUGAUGAUGAUGCCCUGGCCAUGGCAGCCACCGGAACUGUGGCCUCCAUGCGGCGGCAGCAGGAUCGCCACAAGCGGCGUCACCAUCAACGGCGCUCCCGCCGAACCCACUCUCGCAACCAUUGCGAAACCGAGGAAACGGAGGAGCAAUUGCUCUCACAGUGGUUCACGCUGGUCAACAAGAAGAAUGCGCUGCUCAGGCGGCAAAUGCAAUUGAAUAUACUCGAACAAGAGAAAGAUCUGGAGCGAAAGUUUACAAUGCUUAAUCAGGAAUUGCGGGCGGCGCAAUCUGUUGAGGACUGGCGCAAGACGGAAGUGCAGCGCGAAAAGGAGCGACUGCUGCUCGAGGAGCUGGUCACGAUUGUGGACAAGCGAGAUCAACUGGUGCAACGUUUGCACAAUCAAGAGAUUGCCAUUGAAGACGAUCACGAGAUAGCCAGGGAGCUGGAGCAAGUGGAUAUCAGCGGUGGGAAGGAAAAAUGUGUUCUACAAUAGAAAACGAAUCGAAAUUCUACGAAACUUGACUGGAGAUUAUACUUAUGAGUACCCCAAACACACACACACACACACACAAUCUUAUCGAUGUAAACUAAAUAGUUAAAGAUAUCUAUGGUAUGUUUGUAUUGUUGUUCAGUGGCACACAAUGUGGCUCUGGGCCAGGGCAAAUGGGUUAGACAAAGAGUACUGUGACACUACGAAAUCGCGUUUGUAUUUAAGCAGAGAGUUCGAUAAUAAUAAAUGAUCAAAACGUCCGUUAGUAAACUAAGUAAAACUCAAACACUGAACACUGAACAGA